Messenger RNA from Metarhizium album ARSEF 1941, 531 nucleotides. RefSeq lists its product as uncharacterized. The record is from RefSeq and is a predicted model, not a curated record. Lineage: Eukaryota; Fungi; Ascomycota; Sordariomycetes; Hypocreales; Clavicipitaceae. The transcript has a single exon. The coding region runs from base 1 to 531 and encodes 176 amino acids.
AUGUCUCGCGUCACGCACACCCACAAGUGGGACGAGAAAUCCCACUACGCCCUCAUCCUCUCCUUGAUCGAGGUGGCCAGGCCAAACAAGGACUUCCUCCUCCGAGUGACGGAGCACAUGCAAUCCCAAGGCUUCAACACCACGUUCAGCGGCGUCAAGUACGCGCCCACCAUCCUGUCUCCCUUUCCCAAGUUCCGCCGCCGUCGUCUCCCCCACGCAAACCCCCGUCGUCAAGGCCGGCUGCUAACGCCUCCCUCUCGUCCCAGACAGCACAUCCAGAAGCUCCGCCGCACCCAAGACUCCCCCGACAAGUCGGCCAGCAACGACGGCGGCAGCGUCCCGUCCACCCCCUCAAAGGCCACCCCCAAGCGCAAGGCUCGCGCUCGCGCUCCCAAGGCAUCGCUCGCAAGGUCCCCUGCUGGCGUCCAGGAUUCCGACGACCAGGACGAACUCCCUAUCAAGCUCGAGUACGAGCUGUCUGGGGCGGAUGAGCCCCGUCUCAAGCGUCCCAAGAAGGAGAGGGCUGGCUGA